Messenger RNA from Guillardia theta CCMP2712, 1314 nucleotides. RefSeq lists its product as hypothetical. Bases 21 to 1166 code for a protein of 381 amino acids. The record is from RefSeq and is a predicted model, not a curated record. Lineage: Eukaryota; Cryptophyceae; Pyrenomonadales; Geminigeraceae. Gene Ontology annotation, molecular function: protein binding. The transcript has 9 exons.
AGCGGACUGCGAGGACAGCCAUGCGGGGGGCGCGGGACUUACACAGGGCACCAUCGAGGGAGGAUCUUUAUUCGAGCCAGAGGAGCAUCGACUCUGUUGCUUCCAGAUCCCUUCUGACUGGAAAUGGAACGGGCAUGAGUGGUGUGGGUAUAUUUUUCCAGCAAGAGGGCGAUGGCAAGGUCUACGUGAGAACCAUUGUCAGCGGAGGUUCUGCAGAGAGAGAUGGAAGAGUUCGGGUUGGCGACGUAAUGUGCGGGGUUGACGGUAGAGAUGUCAUAGGCGAACCAGUCAGCGUCCUUAGAAGCCUGUUGCUUGGACAUGAAGGAAGCACGGUUGUACUUACUUUUGCAAGGGCCGUUGAAGCUGGUAUGGACGCCGAAACUUCUGACAUGAACUCUGGAAACACGGUCAUUGCAAAGUUUGACGUGGAGCUUGUGCGGGGCAGUCCAGAAUAUUUCAACAAAAUGGACUCAGCACGAAAAUAUGAAAUUGAAAUGCAAGACCUGAGACAUCAACUCAAGCAGACGUUGAGUGAGGAGAAAGAAAUCUCUGAGGAGGUCGAACGGGUCAGACGUGUGCUUCAACUUGAGAGGGGGGCGUCUGCCAGGCGAGAAAAAGAAUUAGAAGAAAUCAGAUCUUCCCAUGCUCGAGAAGUAGCGUCUUUGUCAGAAUCUUUGCGAAGAGCUGAACAAUCUCGGCGCGAAGCAAGCGGGCGGCUUGCUCCUGUGAAAUCAAGGGAGCAGGAGCUUUCAGAAGAGCUUGCUCGAAUGAAAGAGAAAGACCGAUUGCGCAAAGAGUACGUAGAAGAACUUCGAAAGAGACAUGAGGAAGAGACUUCAAGGUUGGAGGCACAACUUGCCAAAGAACAGCGAGCCAGGAGAGAAGAGCAGGCUGCCAGAAUCGAGGUGGAGCGUGAGCUGGAAAAGUCCAGAAAGGAGCUAAAGAAGGAGCUAGAUAUUCAAAGAUCAACUGUUGACCAAGACAAAUCGUACCGCGAGCAAGUCGAAUCAUCGAAAAAGAAACUGCGAGACGUGGUUGAGACUAUGGAAUCUCUGUAUGCCAUGAUGAAAGACUUGGACGACUGGAACAAUCACGUUCAGGACGGACAACUGCAUACGAAGCUGGUGAGUAAUCGUCACACGAUGAGCAAUGAUUCCAGAUGGUGAAGGAAAACUUUGGCCUCUAGUUUUUUGAAAUUCCAAUGGAACAAACGAGAAUGGAGAACAAAGAUCAAGUAUAGAAAGAUGAGAGACACAUUCUAUUGAGUAUAGCGUACUAAAUUCUUGCUUUGAUAGCAAGCUCUUCUCGCUGCUG